Messenger RNA from Botrytis byssoidea, 1998 nucleotides. RefSeq lists its product as uncharacterized. Lineage: Eukaryota; Fungi; Ascomycota; Leotiomycetes; Helotiales; Sclerotiniaceae. The record is from RefSeq and is a predicted model, not a curated record. The transcript is spliced from 3 exons. Bases 1 to 1998 code for a protein of 665 amino acids.
AUGACCACCGUCAAGCCAAUCGUUGAAGAGCGACAACACCAUUCAUGGGGUUUAUUGGUGCAAGGAAGACCUGCUACUCCUUCCGAGGGUAGAGCUCAGCAAUACACUAGGAUUGGAUCGAAGGAUACACAAUCGCUUAUCACUCACAAUAAUGGAACUUGCUUGGAGUUCGGCCCUUGGGACUUGGUUGACGAGUUUGAUGCUACCAAGCCAUUCUAUCAGCAAAUCCUUUUAAUCGAUACCACGAUUAAGGAUAUUCAAUCGGUUCGAAUUCGCCAUAACGAUACUGUUGGUGACGAUGUCGAUGUCUUCAAGGGCUUUCGAACCAUUCCUUACACCGGUGAACGCCACCAACACGUGUACCCAAAUGGCGAGACCUACAAUCAAGUACCAAGCUACUAUGCAAGUGUUGCAAAUACACCUUCAAUGUACUCGACAUCCAACAAAUCAGAUGUCAUGGGAGAGGCACAUCCAGGCCUGUCUUCUGAUACUAGAUUUGGUGUCUUGGUACCGAGCCAAGAUCGUAAUACAGGGCGUGGUGGCAGUUCCCAUCGAGGAGGUUCUGAUCGUGGUAGAGGCAACCAGCAUCAUGGCGAGCGUAGUGGUUACACACAGCAUCUCAAUCGCCGCGGAAGACGUGAUGAGCAAUUUGGUCGUGGCCAGGGACAGGGACGUGGUGAUGGAAAAGGUGAUUGGCGCGGUACCUUUCGUAAUGUUGGACGCGGCGGACGCCACCAUGACAAUGGCAAUCAUCAAGUGUCCUCGCAAGAACAUGAGCCAAUGAAUGAUCACGGAAAUGAGCAAGUUUGGGGAAAGGAUCGUGGCGAGAGUAUUUCCGGCUAUCGUCAAGAGGCUAGACAUAUGUAUGGCAGUUAUAAUGAAACUGAUCGCACCUACCCUACUUUCAACGAAGAUGAUCGUGCUUAUCCAACUUAUGCCGUCUAUAACCAAGCUGAAAAGCAUUACAUGGGACACAGCGGGGAGGAGUUUGCUCAUGCUUCUAUGGCAAGUGGCGCACAAGGUCCUGUCUACCCGGGAUAUGAGGAGCAUUAUCCUGUCGCUCCGCCACCAAAUGCAUUUAUUAUGGGUACCAGCGGACAGGCAAACCCCUACUUUGUCCCAGUUGGCAUCAACGGAGUCCCUUACGCCGCUCCUGUCUUUUACCCAUACUCUCUCAACGCAACCGAUGCUUAUGGCUACGCAGAUAAUCAUCAAAUUCUGUAUUCACCAGAACCAAUUGAGAACCACGUGAGUGGCCGUUCUCAACACUUAAUGCCUCGUCAAGAAGUUGGUGUUGCUGUUCCUAUGGGGCCUGGACACAGUCGUGCAAAUCCACGUCCUCGUGUUGUUUUACCACCAACAACACCUAGAAUACAAAUGAAUGCUAGACAUUCCGCAGGCUCUGAGGGGUACCUGGGUCCUAACGUACAACCGCCAACCCCUUUCGGACCUACGCCAGGCCGUUCUCCAAUGAGAACUACCACGGAUGAAGGCUCGCCACUUAUGCGUCCUCGACGUCAUGCGACUGAUCCCACUCUCUCCUUCACUCCUUUGACCCAUGGCCGCUCAACUUCUGGAUCUGGUACAGACUUACGUCGCUUAGCGACAGGAAAUUCUGGAUUCGCGAUUGCCGAGGCAAGAAGCUCGCCAAGUGCUAGUGCUUUUUCGCCAGAAUCACCACACAACAACAAUCUAAACUCAACAGCUAGAAGCUCCCCUGGCCUUUCAUUCUCUACUCUUGGUGUAGUCGGUCCCAUGGCCAGAACAUCAUCUUCCCAUGAGUUGAAGUAUGUCGGCUACACCAUCCAAGGUAGAUCUGGACCAUCUUCUGGCUCUGUUUCGCGCACGUCGACGCCAAUUGCCAACGCGGGUCGCCGUUGGUUUGAGGCCAGACAAUUCGUCCCAAAUGGCAAUAGGUUGUCCUCUCCUGGUAUUGCAAGCUCCGAACCUGGCAACAGAAUCUGGGCAGAGUCAAGAUCGGAGAGCGGACAGAUGUAA